This is a messenger RNA of Penicillium antarcticum, 411 nucleotides long. RefSeq lists its product as uncharacterized. Lineage: Eukaryota; Fungi; Ascomycota; Eurotiomycetes; Eurotiales; Aspergillaceae. The record is from RefSeq and is a predicted model, not a curated record. Bases 1 to 411 code for a protein of 136 amino acids. The transcript has 2 exons.
AUGUACAAUGCACGGUCAGGCAUUACCCAGUCUACCUUAAUCAACGGCAUUGACUGGAUUUUUCGCAAAUUAAAUGAACAAAAAUCAAGCAGCAUGAGAAAAACUCUCCCUCGGGGAAUCGAACCCCGGUCUCCCGCGCUUCUCGGUGUUAAUGACAAGCGGAAAUCAUCACCACUAGACCAAGGAAGAUUGAAUGACCGAGUUACAGCUCGACCACUUGGCUGGUUGAUGAAAGGUUCCACAUGCCAAUGGAUUCAGUGUCAUCACAAUUUGUCAAAGCACAUACAUGCAUUGUGUCGUAUAUCCUAUUUUGCAUAUUUUCUUAAGAUCAAGAGAAGAAUUGAGUUUAUGUACAAAAGCUCCGGGCUUGGUAUAUAUAUGUAUCAGCUGCUUCUUCCUUGUGUCGAUUGA